Oppiella nova is the source of this 4875-nucleotide messenger RNA. The record is from the annotation of a GenBank genome assembly. Lineage: Eukaryota; Metazoa; Arthropoda; Arachnida; Sarcoptiformes; Oppiidae.
AUGAAUUCAAUUACAAAUUAUUUCAUUUUCGUUGCAUUUAUACUAAACGUAUGUUUAGUAUUAGCCGCAAAUGAAGACGAGAUAAAGAGUCUUCCGGGUCUCUCAGAACCCAUUAAUUUUAAGCAAUAUUCCGGUUAUUUGGAUAUAACUGAAGGCAAACAUUACUUCUAUUGGUUCGUCGAGAGUCAAAAGGAUCCCGAGAACGCACCGGUAGUCCUAUGGCUGAAUGGAGGGCCCGAACCCAUUAAUUUUAAGCAAUAUUCCGGUUAUUUGGAUAUAACUGAAGGCAAACAUUACUUCUAUUGGUUCGUCGAGAGUCAAAAGGAUCCCGAGAACGCACCGGUAGUCCUAUGGCUGAAUGGAGGGCCCGGUUGUAGUUCAUUGUUUGGAAACCUUGGAGAAAACGGACCCUUUCGGGUGAAUUCCGACGGGAAGACCCUGGUGUUGAACCCUCACAGUUGGAAUAAAGUAGCGAAUGUCAUAUAUCUUGAAUCCCCGGUCGGAACCGGUUAUAGUUAUAAAGACGAUAAGAAGUACCACAACACAGAUGUGUCGACAGCAGAGGACAACCAUUUAGUUAUGGAAGCAUUUUUCGAGAAAUACCCAAAUCUGAAGAAAAACCCAUUUUAUAUAACGGGUGAAAGUUAUGCCGGAAUUUAUAUCCCAAUGUUAGCCCAACAGAUAUUCGCCAAGAAUUCCACUAUUAAUUUGAAAGGUGUUGCCAUUGGAAAUGGAUACCUGGAUUUGGGUACAUUAGGCGGUCAGCACAGCAUUGACAUGGAAUUGGGUCACGGAUUCGUUACAACAGAUUCUUAUGAGAAGAAGAUUGAGAAUUGCUGUGAAUGUAAGACCGGAGAAGUGCAACACGGAUGCGAUUUCUCUAAACCCCUGUAUAACAAAUAUUACGCCAAAGCGUCCAACAGAUCACCAAUGAGUCUGACCUCUAAUGACAACUACGACUGUCCGGAAAACGGAUACACCGAUUGGUUGAAUUUACCGGAAGUACGGACAGCACUACACGUGCGAAGUGAUGACAAACACGUGUGGGAUGACUGCGGCGGUCCUUAUUCUGACUUCGGUCGCGACCAACACUCGACUGUCACUGAAUUGUUAGAUAAGUAUAAAAUCGGAAAACUAGUCAUAUUUAAUGGAAACUUCGACACUGUCUGCGAUCACAUCGCUAAUCACCGGUUCGUCGACAGUCUGAACCUUAAGAAAGAGGGUUCGUGGAAAGAUACGGAGGGAAGGAUCGGUGGGUUUGUGCAGCACUACGAGAAAAAUCUGAGUUUCGUUUUAGUCCGCGGGGCCGGACAUAUGGUCCCUCACGACAAACCAGAGGCUGCCCUACAGUUACUCAAGAAUAUAAAGAGUCUUCCGGGUCUUUCAGAACCGAUAAAUUUUAAGCAAUAUUCGGGUUAUUUGGAUAUAACUGAAGGCAAACAUUACUUCUAUUGGUUCGUUGAGAGCCAAAAGGAUCCCGAGAACGCACCGGUAGUCCUAUGGCUGAAUGGAGGGCCCGGUUGUAGUUCACUGUUUGGAAACCUGGGAGAGAACGGACCCUUUCGAGUGAAUUCCGAUGGGAAGACCCUGGUGUUAAAUCCGAGCAGUUGGAAUAAAGUAGCGAAUGUCAUAUAUCUUGAAUCCCCGGUCGGAACCGGUUAUAGUUAUAAAGACGAUAAGAAGUACCACAACACAGAUGUGUCGACAGCAGAGGACAAUCAUUUAGUUAUGGAAGCAUUUUUCGAGAAAUACCCAAAUCUGAAGAAAAACCCAUUUUAUAUAACGGGUGAAAGUUAUGCCGGAAUUUAUAUCCCAAUGUUAGCCCAACAGAUAUUCGCCAAGAAUUCCACAAUUAAUUUGAAAGGUGUUGCCAUUGGAAAUGGAUACCUGGAUUUGGGUACAUUAGGCGGUCAGCACAGCAUUGAUAUGAAAUUGGGUCACGGAUUCGUUACAACAGAUUCUUAUGAGAAAAAGAUUGAGAAUUGCUGUGAAUGUAAGACCGGAGAAGUGCAACACGGAUGCGAUUUCUCUAAACCAGUCAAUGCUACCAAGGUACAAAUAGAGAGUUCAAGCGGUCGGAAUGCAUACAACAUGUACGACGAUUGUGGUGCGACCGUUGCAUACGCUAAGCUGUAUAACAAAUAUUAUGCCAAAGCGUCCAACAGUCUACCAAUGAGUCUGACCUCUAAUGACAACUACGACUGUCCGCACAACGGAUACACCGAUUGGUUGAAUUUACCGGAAGUACGGACAGCACUACACGUGCGAAGUGAUGACAAACACGUGUGGGAAGACUGCGGCGGUCCGUAUGAGGACUUCGGUCGCGACCAACACUCGACUGUCACUGAAUUGUUAGAUAAGUAUAAAAUCGGAAAACUAGUCAUAUUUAAUGGAAACUUCGACACUGUCUGCGAUCACGUCGCUAACCAUCGGUUCGUCGACAGUCUGAACCUUAAAAAAGAGGGCCGUUUUACUUCGUGGACGGAUGGGGACGGUAGGAUCGGUGGGUUCGUACAGCACUACGAGAAAAACCUGAGUUUCGUGUUAGUCCGCGGGGCCGGACAUAUGGUCCCUCACGACAAACCAGAGGCUGCCCUACAGUUACUCAAGAAUGUGAUCAAAGACCUCCCUGGGCUUUCACAACCCAUUAAUUUCAAGCAAUAUUCGGGUUAUUUGGAUAUAACUGAAGGCAAACAUUACUUUUAUUGGUUCGUUGAGAGUCAAAAAGAUCCCGAGAACGCACCGGUAGUCUUAUGGCUAAAUGGAGGGCCCGGUUGUAGUUCAUUGUUUGGAAACCUGGGAGAGAACGGACCCUUUCGAGUGAAUUCCGAUGGGAAGACCCUGGUGUUGAACCCUCACAGUUGGAAUACUGUGGCGAAUGUCAUAUAUCUUGAAUCCCCGGCCGGAACUGGAUUUAGUUAUAAAGACGACGGCGUCUAUAAUAAUACUGAUAAGUCUACGGCAGAGGACAACCAUUUAGUAUUAGAAGAGUUUUUCAAGAAAUAUCCCAAUUAUAAGAAAAACCCAUUUUAUAUAACGGGUGAAAGUUAUGCCGGCGUUUAUAUCCCAAUGUUAGCCCAACAGAUAUUCAACACUAAAUCUGCGAUUAAACUAAAAGGUGUUGCCAUUGGAAAUGGAUUAUUAACUGGAACUAUAUUUGAUCAGUCAAACUAUGACUUUGCUUUAGCCCAUGGAUUACUAACCACUGAUUCAUAUGAAAAAUUGAUUGAAAAUUGUUGUGAAUGUAAAACGGGUCGAGUGUUACAUGAAUGCGAUUUUACUAAUCCUUUCAAUGCUUCUAAGUGUCAAUCGGUUGGUGUUGAGACAGUUUCGACGCCCAAUAGCUAUAAUAUAUACGACGACUGCGAUGCCAGCGCUCCUUAUCAGAGGAUUUUCGACAAAUAUUACGCCAAAACUCACCGAAAAUAUGGGUUUAAUGUAAAGUCAAAUCGUAAUGCACACUACAGGUGCCCACACAACGGUUAUAUAGAUUAUCUGAAUCUACGGGAAGUUCGCGAAGCAAUACAUGUGAGGAGGGAUGCGGGACAUUGGGAUGACUGCGGCGGUCCUUACAGUGAUUGGGGGACUAAACAACACGACAACACCAUUGAAUUGAUCAAUGAAUAUAAACUGCAGAGAUUUGUUGUCUAUAACGGAGACUUCGAUACGGUUUGUAAUUUUGUUGGCGACCAACGAUUCGUUGAUGGACUGGGAUUCAAAAAAUCUGGUCAUUACAGUCAAUGGACUAUUGGUGGAAAGCCUGACGGAAUUAUUGGUGGAUUUGUGCAAAAAUACGAGAAGGGCGUCAGUUUCGUGUUAGUCCGCGGGGCCGGGCAUAUGGUCCCUCACGACAAACCAGAGGCUGCCCUACAGUUACUCAAGAAUGUGAUCGGAAUCACACAUGUCGGCUUUAGUUAUAAAGACGAUAAGAAGUAUCACAACACAGAUAAGUCUACCGCAGAGGACAACCAUUUAGCUCUCGAAGCGUUUUUCGAAAAGUUUCCAAAUCUGAAGAAAAACCCAUUUUAUAUAACGGGUGAAAGUUAUGCCGGAAUUUAUAUCCCAAUUAAAUGUGAGGCAACAGAAGUGGAAACGACUGGAUCACCCAAUCCAUACAAUGUUUACGAUGAUUGUGGCGCUAAUUCUGCAUAUCUGGGACUUUUCAAUAAAUAUUACGCAAAGGCUUCCAACAAAUUACCAGUCAAUGAAAGACCAAAUAUCAAUUGUCCGCACCAGGGGUUUACAGAUUACCUAAACAUACCAGAAGUACGUAAAGCACUGCACGUACGCCCUGAGGACACCCACCACUGGAAUGAUUGCGGCGGAUCCUAUUCAGGAGGGUUUACAGACCAAAGACCUAUUAUUAUGGAUUUGAUUAAUAAGUAUAAUAUCGGAAAACUUGUCAUAUUUAAUGGAAACUUCGACACCGUAUGCGAUCACAUCGAUAAUAAUAGAUUUGUUGAUAGUCUUGCAUUUAAGAAAGAUGGUCACUAUAGUGCCUGGCACACACCCGAUGGAUUUAUUGGUGGAUUUACUCAGCACUACGAGAAAGGCCUGAGUUUCGUAUUAGUUCGCGGGUCCGGACAUAUGGUUCCUCACGACCAACCAGUGGCUGCCCUACAGUUACUCAAAAAUGUUGCCCAAAAAGUAUUAGCCGCCAAUGAGGAUGAAAUUGUGAGUCUUCCGGGUCUCUCAGAACCCAUUAAUUUUAAACAAUAUUCCGGUUAUUUGGAUAUAACUGAAGGCAAACAUCACUUUUAUUGGUUCGUUGAGAGUCAAAAAGAUCCCGAGAACGCACCGGUAGUCCUAUGGCUGAAUGGAGGGCCCGGUUGUAGUUCACUGUUUGGAAACCUGGGAGAGAACGGACCCUUUCGA